This is a messenger RNA of Salvia miltiorrhiza (redroot sage), 2485 nucleotides long. RefSeq names its product potassium channel KAT3-like. Bases 375 to 2348 code for a protein of 657 amino acids. Gene Ontology annotation, cellular component: membrane. The transcript is spliced from 9 exons. NCBI's taxonomy places the organism in Eukaryota, Viridiplantae, Streptophyta, Magnoliopsida, Lamiales, Lamiaceae. Gene Ontology annotation, molecular function: voltage-gated potassium channel activity. The record is from RefSeq and is a predicted model, not a curated record. Gene Ontology annotation, biological process: transmembrane transport; potassium ion transport.
CUGCCCUCGAGAGAGGCAACUUCCCAUAAAUGGAAAGUGCGAACAACCUCAAAUUUAAUUUGAUUUUCCAUAAAUACAACACAAAAUUUAACAUUAGCAAUUCCAAACAUAAGUGAUCAUCACUAGCUAAUUACCAUUUACCCCUCCCGGCCCGUUCCUUUCCCAUCCAACUCGAUACAUCCGCCACUCCACCUUCCCUGCCUGCCGGGGGAGACGCAAACUUUCCAUAAAUGGGAAGUGUGGGGGGGGAGUAUAUACAAAUUCGAUUGUAUAUAAAGUUGUUAGGCCUAGACUUGAUUACUACAUGCUAAAAAACCUUACUCGACCUGCUUACUACUACUUCACUACUAACCUUUGAUCUCUCAACACCACAAAUGUCUCUUUCUUGUCUGAAAAACACGCUAAGUAAAAAGCUCUGCAAUCACCAUUUUCACAUCAGCAAUGGCCUACUCUCCACAGACCUUCUUCCAUCGCUAGAAACCCGAACCAGGAAGCCCCGACGCCACAUAAUCUCCCCUUACGAUCCAUGCUAUAGGAUAUGGGAGACGUUUCUAGUCCUCCUGGUGGUGUAUUCGGCGUGGAUUUCGCCUUUCCAGUUCGCAUUCCUGAGCUACAAGCAAGACACUCUCUUCAUAGUCGACAACAUCAUCAACAGCUUCUUCGCAGUGGACAUCCUUCUCACCUUCUUCCUCGCCUACCUCGACACACACUCCUACGUUGUAGUAGAUGAUCCAAAGAGAAUAGCAGUCAGGUAUCUAACAUCAUGGUUCAUAUUCGAUGUGUGUUCAACUGUUCCAUUCCAAUUCGUUGCAAUCUGCUUCACAUACAAGAGCGGCGGAUUGGGGUUCAACCUGCUUGCGAUGCUCCGGCUAUGGCGGCUGAGGCGCGUGAGCUGUCUGUUCGCGAGGCUGGAGAAGGACAUCAGAUUCAACUACUUCUGGACUCGUUGCACCAAGCUGGUUGCAGUAACUCUAUUCGCCGUGCAUUGCGCGGGGUGCGUGAACUACAUGAUCGCGGAUAGAUACUGGGAUCCUCGAAGAACUUGGAUCGGAGCGGUGUAUCCGAACUUCAAGGAGAUGGGGAUUUGGGACAAGUAUGUAGCGGCAUUGUACUGGUCCAUAGUGACCUUGACCACCACCGGCUAUGGCGAUUUGCACGCCGAGAAUCCAAGGGAGAUGCUCUUCGACAUUCUCUACAUGCUCUUCAACCUCGGCUUGACCUCCUAUCUCAUUGGCAACAUGACCAACCUCGUCCUCCAUUGGAGCUGCUGCACUGCACACUUCAGGGACAGUAUUGGUGCGGCCUCCGAAUUCGUGAAGCGAAACCAGCUGCCUCCGGACAUCAAAGAUCAGAUUCUAUCGCACAUGUGCCUCAAAUUCAAGACAGAAGGAUUGAAGCAGCAGCAGACAUUGAAGGGGCUGCCUAAGGCCAUUCGUUGCAGCAUUGCGCACUAUCUCUUCUUCCCGAUUGUUCGAGAAGCUCGCAUCUUCCAUGGUGUAUCACAGGACUUCCUUCUCCAAUUGGUUGCAGAAGUGGAAGUGGAAUGGUACCCCCCAAGAGAAGACAUCAUCCUGCAAAAUGAGACAUCAACAGAUGCAUAUGUAAUCAUCUCUGGAUCCGCGGAUUUUGUAGUGAAGAUCAAUGGACAUGAUCAAAUUAUGGGAAAGGCUUGUGCAGGGGAGAUGGUGGGAGAAGUAGGUGUACUGUGUGAAAAGCCGCAGCCAUUAGGCGUUCGGACGGCUGAGAUCUCUCAGACGCUACGCCUCAACAAGGACGCGUUUCUCACCAUUCUCCGAUCAAAUCCAAACGACGAACAAAUAGUCAUGAACAAUCUGUUGCAGAAACUCAAGGAGUGGAAAGGUGUUGACAUUGAGGGGCAGCAGGACCCGAGUCUGGUCCUGAGUAAUUGGUGGAAUUCGAACUCGAGAUUGGUGCAGGAGCAGCAGAAAUCGUCUGGCCACCUCGAAAUGGUGAGGCUUUUGCUGGAGAAGCAAGGGAAGGAGAAUAAAUCGAGCGAUAAAUAUGAUGACCAUCUAACAAAAGAUGAAGGCAUAGCAGAGCUCUUCGUGCUCAACAGCAGGAAAUCGAGGUCAGGCAGAGAGGCGACGAGCAGAUCGGAGAAGAGAGUGACGAUUCACAUGAAUUUCGACGAGGACAAGGUUGCAAGAAACCACCAUGGCAAGCUCAUAAUCCUACCUAAUUCACUACAAGACCUACUCAAAAUAGCAGGUGAGAAAUUUGGUGACAAGAAUCUUGAAAGAGUAGUAAACGCAGAAAACGCACAAGUUGACGACUUGAGCGUUGUGAGAGAUGGUGAUCAUCUCUUUCUCCUACCAAGAAAUGUGUGAAGGUAAGGAAAUAUGUAAGUGACGACUAUCGUCGUAUGCAAAUGCAUAAUGGUAGAGAGCAAUUUGUAUGCUCAUCAUUAAUCUAACUAAGUCACAAUUAAUAAUAACUGCAAAAAAAAAAAAAAAAAAUCUAGAAC